GGACAUCGUUGUGCUUAUUUUUGUCUUUAGCAAAUGUAGAGAGAUACAGAACCCAAUAAACAGAAAAUGAAAAAACAAAUCACACCUGUAAAUUACAUGUUAUAACUGUUUAUAAUUAAAUAUAUAUUCUAGGAUGUACAGUCAAUAAAAUACAUUGGCUUAACUUUUUACUAGGGCACUAUCUAUGUGCAAAAUGUAUUACCAGUCCUGUGUAUUAACAGUGCAAUUAUCUGUUGUCUCUACUAGGCUCUAUUGUGAGUGUUAUUAUAUAAAUGGCCGAUUACUGCUUCAGCAGUGCGGUUUCGUGGACCGUGACCCCGUCUCCCUGCCUCCCAAGAUAACCCUCUGUCUGUCCCUUUGUGUCAAUACGCUGAUAGUAGGACGAGGCGCGGUGAAUGUGAUUGGUCGAACGCUGUUAUUUGCGGCUGGUAAGAUUAUCAGAGGCGCUGCUGUCUUCGGCUGAGAUGCUCUGUCACAUCAGCUGAGCGCCUGCCGCGUCAGCCUAAACAGAUAACGAAACUAAAUAGCGGAAUGUCCGGCGUUUAUUAGAUUGGUUGGUUUACAAGGGAAUUGCGCAUAAAUAAGGAUUUACAACAGAUGGCGUGUGAUGCGGUUUGACUCGCUCCAAACACAGGAUGCUUUAACAACAGGAAAAGAAACCAUGUCGAGCAGGAACACAAUGUCAUCUAAGGGACAGGAGUCGCCGGAAUCCUUCUACACCUAUGAUUUCUGUGACCCAACCCAUCCCACGGAGGUUCUAGAAGCCCUCAGAGAAUACUACACAGAAGGCUUGUUCACUGACAUAGCUCUACAGUGCUCUACAGGGGAGCUCUUCCACUGCCAUAAAGUGGCUCUAUGCUCCCGUAGUUCCUACUUCAGAGCCAUGUUCACAGCCGAUAUGAGAGAGAGGUCCCACAGUGUCAUCAGACUAGCUGGGGUAGAUGUGGAGGUGCUGACGACUCUGGUGAACUAUGUGUACACCUCCAAGGCCUCCAUUACCCAGUGGAAUGUAGAGUCUCUGCUGGAGGCUGCAGACCUGCUGCAGUUCGGAGCCGUGAAAACGGCCUGUGAGAAUUUCCUGGUUCGUCUCCUCGACGUCGACAACUGUCUGGGCAUGCUCCGUUUCGCCCAGCUCCAUGUGUGUCUGUCCCUGGAGAAGGAGGCACGCAGGGUGCUGCUCUGCUACUUCCACGAGGUGGUGAGAGAGGAGGAGUUCCAGGAGUUAGGGGUGGAGAAGGUGAGGAGCCUCCUGCAGGAGGAGAACCUGGCGGAGGUGUUGAAAGAGGCGGUGCUGGUGGAGGGGGUGGUGAGGUGGCUGACCCACGAUACUCUUGCCCGCAGGGGACACUUCCAGGAGCUUCUUCACUCCGCCCACUUAGACCUGAAGGAAGAGUACCUCAGGACUGCCUUGGAGCUUCAUAGAGAGUGUCUGGAGACUGACACUGAAGACAUCCACUCCCUAUUUGUCCAAGCUCUGAAGACUGCUUUUAAUAUCAAUAAAAGCCCUCCGGAACACUGCAGAAGGGGCAGGAGACUGACCUCCAGGAUGUUUGUGAUAGGAGGGUACCACUGGCACCCUCUGUCUGAGGUCCAGACCUGGGACCCGGUCACAGACCAGUGGCAGCAGGGGGAGGAUAUGCCAGACCACACCAGGGAGAGUUAUGGAGUUACCCUGCUGGGCUCCAACAUCUACAUUAGCGGCGGCUACAGGACAGACACUACAGAGGCUCUAGAUACAGUGUGGGUUUACAGCAGUGAUACUGAUAAAUGGACACAGGGGCAGCCCAUGCUGACAGCGAGGUACUACCACUGUUCUGUGGGUCUGCAUGGGUGUGUCUACGUCAUAGGAGGGUACAGAGGAGGGGCACCCAUGGGGGAAACGGAAUUCUAUGACCCCCUGAAAAGGAAGUGGAUUCCCGUAGCUAAUAUGGUACAAGGUGUGGGGAACGCUACGGCCUGUGUUCUGAGAGACACAAUAUAUGUGGCAGGCGGUCACUAUGGUUACAAGGGAAGCUGCACCUAUGAUAAGAUUCAGACCUACAGGGCAGACGUCAAUGAAUGGAGCAUAACAACGACCUGUCCUCAUCCAGAGUACGGCCUGUGCCUGGUGUCACUGCACCCCAAGCUGUACCUGGUGGGUGGCCAGACCACCAUCACAGACUGUUACGAACCGGACAGACAUGAGUGGAGCCAGCUGGCCAGGACCAAGGAGAGGAGGAUGGAGUGUGGUGCCGUGGCCAUGAACGGGUCCCUGUAUGUCACCGGGGGCUACUCCUACUCCAAGGGCACCUACCUGCAGAGUGUCGAGAGGUACGACCCCGAACAGGACACCUGGGAGAUCGUGGGGAAUUUACCUGGAGCGGCGCGGUCCCAUGGAUGUGUCUGUGUUUACAGCGUUUAGAGAGAGAGAGAGAGAGAGAGAGAGAGAGAGAGAGCGAGAGACAGAGAGAGAGCGAGAGAGCGAGAGACAGAGAGAGACAGAGAGAGAGAGAGAGAGAGAGAGAGAGAGAGAGAGAGAGAGAGAGAGAGAGAGCGUUCCAGGUUGUCAGUAAUGCAGUUGUGGAUGUGUGUGUGUGUUUAUAGUAUUAUAGUAACUAUAUAUUGUAUUACUGUUGUUUAACACUUAACCAGGCGUUGUGAGAUCGUGUGAACUGCAUUUGAGACGACCUGGAACGUGUCCUUUGUUACUGCUCCAUUCAGAGGACUUUUUCAGACAGCUGAUGGCGUCUGAUCUACCUCAUCCUGUUCUCCUGCUAUAGACACGUGAAUAUUUAUUGUGUCCGACUAAGAGAUUUUGGGGCGUGGAAUGUUCCCCUAUGCUGGAAGUGGGGGCCUGAGUGAAAAAGUUUAGGAACCCCUGAAUUAGUUAAAUAACGGUGUGUUGUUUACAAUGAUUUGAUUGUUUUAUACGUUGUAUUGUAAAACUUUUGAUUGUGAAAAUAAUUUAAUGGAUUUUUACUUGACUUAGCCAUUUUGAAUGGCAGCAGCUGACACACAUUGCAAAGCACCACUAGGGGAUUUAUAAAGCACCACUAGGGGAUUUAUAAAGCACCACUAGGGGAUUUAUAAAGCACCAUUACAUUUACAUUUACAUUUAAGUCAUUUAGCAGACGCUCUUAUCCAGAGCGACUUACAAAUUGAUUUCUUAAUAUUUAUUUUAUUUAUUUGAACAGGAAAAAAUAGGAGUUGAUACCAUACAAAUGAAUGUACAACUUUGCAUAGUUUUCUUUCUUUUAAAUAUAAUUUUAAAAGAAUCACCAGCAGUAGCCUUUCCUGCAGGAAAAGGACCAAAUCGCCCUCUAGUGGCCUCAUGGGUGGAAUGUUAUUAAGAUUUUUCAUAAUUUUAUAAAUAAUACACUUUUUAGUGGGGUGGGAGGCGCAGAAUAUCUGUUUUUUCUAUGUCAAACGGUUUUGUUAUAUUUCAGUUUUCUGUGAUGUAUAUGAAGUGUAAUAUUGGGAUGAAAACUCAAAAUGAAAUACAUUUCAACUCUAUAUCUGACAUCAAAUCAAAUCAAAUCAAAUCAAAUUUAUUUAUAUAGCCCUUCGUACAUCAGCUGAUAUCUCAAAGUGCUGUACAGAAACCCAGCCUAAAACCCCAAACAGCAAACAAUGCAGGUGUAAAAGCACAUGAUACAGGUGUCUUCUUUUUUAAAGCGCAUAACCAUGUGUGUACUUUUGAAGAACAAAAACUCAACUACUUUGAGAAGAACAACAUAUGCAGGUCAAGAAACACUCUGUGGAAGGUCAAAGGUUCAAACAAAUUUGUAAAAGAGAAUUAAAUUGAAUGAGUCAUCAUU
Molecule: messenger RNA, 3797 nt
Organism: Oncorhynchus nerka (sockeye salmon)
Lineage: Eukaryota; Metazoa; Chordata; Actinopteri; Salmoniformes; Salmonidae
Product: kelch-like protein 23
Exons: 6
Coding region: 608-2401 (597 amino acids)
Molecular function (GO): protein binding
Source: RefSeq, a predicted model, not a curated record